This is a messenger RNA of Cladocopium goreaui, 448 nucleotides long. The record is from the annotation of a GenBank genome assembly. NCBI's taxonomy places the organism in Eukaryota, Dinophyceae, Suessiales, Symbiodiniaceae.
GCGCGCAUGGUGGCUAUGUUCGCAGCCGUGUCUACAGAGCAGGAGGUUGAGGUCGACGUACUGAACCUUGGGGCAUCUGUGGGUGGCCGUGAUGGCCGUACCAGGCCACUCUCUCCACGAGUGCGGGAGAGUGAUUGGUUGGAUGGCUUGUCUUCUCGCAUGGCAGAGAGGGGCGGGUCCCGACUCUUCCCUACACACCUGGCCAAGUCAGCGAAAUUCACCGGAGGCCCCAAAGCUGGUGGAGCCUUUGUAGUUUCAGGCAGUCCCAAGGCGACCGAGGUGACAGGCUCUGCUGGUGGGAAGCAAAGGUCGCUCAAGACUGCACCAAAGAAGAUGCCUUCUCCCAAGGUUGCCACGAAAGCACGAGAAGCGCGCACCUCGAAAACCUUGAAUUCCGCGGAGAAAAUUGCCAGCGGCAAGACAGCUGAAGUGCAGCGUGCCCACAGAG